Molecule: messenger RNA, 7103 nt
Organism: Rhineura floridana
Lineage: Eukaryota; Metazoa; Chordata; Lepidosauria; Squamata; Rhineuridae
Gene: SFRP5
Product: secreted frizzled related protein 5
Exons: 3
Coding region: 219-1163 (314 amino acids)
Biological process (GO): canonical Wnt signaling pathway; negative regulation of canonical Wnt signaling pathway; non-canonical Wnt signaling pathway
Molecular function (GO): Wnt-protein binding
Source: RefSeq, a predicted model, not a curated record
UAGUGCCAGAUGCAAAUAUGCAACCUUGAGGAGGAAUGGAUUUGCUUUCCUAGGCACAGGCACACCAGUUUUCAGCGACAGUUGUUGGCUGCUUGGCUUGGCUUGGCCAAGGCAGUACCCAUUCAAUUUGGCUCCUGUUGGCACUUGUGGCAACAAAGUCCCCCAUCCCAUCCCCCAUCCCCUGACUGGGGAAACACUGAGGGGAGUGUCACUGAGCCAUGAAGUCACCCUGCCAGUGGAAUGCCCUGGGCACUGUGCUACUGGUCCUGGUGCAGGACUGGGCACUGUCCGUGAGUCAGGAGUAUGACUACUACAGCUGGCAAUCAGAUAGCUACCAGCAUGGACGCUUCUAUAACAAACAGCCUCAGUGUGUGGACAUCCCAGCUGAUCUGCAGCUCUGCCACAAUGUGGGCUACAAACGCAUGCGCCUACCUAACCUGCUGGAGCACGAAUCUCUGCCUGAGGUCAAGCAGCAAGCCAGCAGCUGGGUGCCCUUGCUAGCCAAGAGAUGCCAUUCAGACACACAAGUUUUCCUGUGCUCCCUCUUUGCGCCUGUCUGUCUGGAUCGGCCCAUCUAUCCGUGCCGAUCCCUAUGUGAGGUCGUGCGUGACUCAUGUGCUCCUGUCAUGGAAUCCUAUGGCUUCCCCUGGCCUGACAUGCUCAACUGCAACAAAUUUCCCUUCGACAACGACCUGUGCAUUGCUGUGCAGUUUGGAAACAGCCAGGCGACUCAGCCACCAGUGUCAAAGAUCUGCACCCAAUGCGAGAUAGAGCACAAAGCAGAUGGCAUAAUGGAGCAGAUGUGUUCCAGUGACUUUGUGGUGAAGAUGCGCAUCAAAGAGAUCAAGAAAGAGCAUGGGGAAAGACGAUUGGUGGCUGCCCAAAAGAAGAAAAAGCUGCUCAAACUGGGGCCACUGAAGCGCAAAGACACCAAGAAGUUGGUGCUGCACAUGAAGAAUGCAGGUGGCUGCCCCUGCCCCCAGCUUGAUGACCUCAGUGGUAGCUUUCUGGUGAUGGGGCGCAAGGUGGGUGGGAGGCUGCUCGUCUUGGCCAUUUAUCGCUGGGAGAAGAAAAACAAGGAGAUGAAGUUUGCUGUCAAAUUUAUGUUCUCCUACCCAUGUUCCAUGCACUAUCCCUUCUUCUAUGGGGCAGAUCCCCAUUGAAUCCCCACUAAUUCAGAGAAGCCUGCUCACUUUCUCACACAGCACUCCCCAUACAUUUGGCUCCCACUCCUGUUCCAUAGAGCACCCCUUCUUCUAUGGGCUGACCCACACAAAGUCACACACUGUUGGAACACAUUCCUGCAACUGGACUAUUUCUUCUGAAAGACAACUGCAUUAAGUUUCAGAUCUUGGUCAGAGUUCUGCCCUUUCCUGAUGCUCCCUUAGGUUUGAAGAACUUGCAGAAAUCUUCCCUUGCCCCAUUGCCAACACACUUUCACUAGAAAAAUAAGAGCAGUCUUACUCCCUGUAAGCAACAUCUUAUCAAGGCCAGUAUAGCCAAGCUCCAAUAGAGGCUGAAUUGCUUAGAAUUUUAGUAGCGACAUAUAGUGAAACAUUUAAAGAAACAUCCAGUCUAUCCUUAAUUCCUGCUAGUGAGAAGUUGAAGAUUUAGGAACAUUAUGAGGACAAUCAGUGCUUUCCCAUUCCAGCCAUUAAUCUGCAUAGUCCUUUGAACUACUUAGUACAGGCAUGGGAAAUCUGUGACCUUCCAAAUAUUGGUGGACUCCAGUUCCCAUCAGCCGCAGCCAGCAUAGCCAAUGGGCAGGCAUGACGACUGUUAGGCUGUGUAUGCACAUAACCUUUGAAAUGCACAGAGGUCAUUUUUUCACAGUGCACUUGCACAUAGUGGUUUGCAGUUAUACACACCUUUGCACAGUAACAUCAUCCAAAGCAGCAGCUACCGUCCAUGUUGUCUGUUCACAGAGGUGGGUGUGUUUUCAAACGCCCCUCAAUUAGCGUUCCACAGACCUUUUUAUUCAUUUAUUUUUUGAAUUCUUUCAAAAGGGAAGGGCUGGAAACUGGUGUGUUAAUAUACAGAUACACAGGUAUAUAUGCAUCAGUGUACAGAGGUGGAUAAGUUACUGUGCUGCUUCCUAUUUUGCCUAUUUCAUUCACAGACAAGUUAAAAAUAGUGAGGAGUGGCACAAUCCUGCAACAACAAUAGGUCUGCCCCAAUAGGAGGUGACCUGAAAAAGCACCCUGUGUACACAUGAUGGGCGAGAUCUCAAUGGCUAUCUCGCUGUGCCACCUUCCCCAGGUAAGACACGAGCUGCAAUUGGACCCUGAAUCGAGUGAGGAAGGAAAACAUGAUCCAAACACAAUAGAACUUUGAUCAAAGGUUCUAACUGCCCCAAAGAAGCUCCCAGUCCAACUGAGAGUGCAACCUUGGUCAGAAAGACAGCUUUAUUCAGGAAACAGCAACAAUUUAUAGAUCAACAUGGCAUGGCAAGCAGUAAACAUUGCAAAAGACAGAGUCAUCAAACGAGGAUGUAAACAGACGUAGUAUAGGGAACAUACGUAUUCAAAAGAAACAGAAGGUGAAGUCUCAUCCUUUCUGUCUUCCUGUUCUUGUUAGAUCUUACCCUAAUGUUAUCACCCUUUCAAACAGACACUUUGUGACCAGUGGUUAAAUGCAUCAUUGAAAUCGUCUUUGUUCUAGAUAAAGUAAGGCAGUUACAACAGAUUAUAGAUGUCAUUGCUUUGCCAAGAAUUAACACAUACUUAGCACAAACCUAAAAGGUUAGGGAGAGAUACAUUUUUUUUAUAACAGACAUAAACCUCAGAAGAGGGAGAACUUUCCACACCAACACACACGUAUGCAGCAAGUGCUUUAAAAGUGCAUUCCUGACACGAAAUGGAUUAUAACCGUUCCAGCAAAAUUCACAUUAGUUCAACAAAUAGUGUGGGACAGACACAACAUAGGGAAGAUGUCAUGUGCAUAGCACCCAAAAAAGGCACUUGCAUCAAGCACUCAAUGCACAUUAUCACGCAGUGUGUGCAUGCCCUUAUAGUCCAGCAACAUCUGAAGCCACAUGGUCCCCAUUCCUGACUUAGUAAGAGGUGUUGUCCAGACCUAGUAUGAUGUUCAAAACAUCUCAGACUGCUAGACAUCAGCUUUGCUGUACAAAUCACAAUCUCCCAACAAAUACUUUAUUGGGCUAACAGUCCCUGAUUCUGGUCGCCCCUACGUCCAUCUCCAAUCUUUGCUCCUAGAUUCUACACAACAUCUUCAGAACUUCAAGCAGAAACUAGGGAUUAGGGAGAAAUUCAAUUCUGUUCACAUCUAAAGCAGAAUCUAUCCAAUUUGCCCCUUCCAAAACAGUAAAACAAAAACACAGCCUACCCUCCUUCAAAAUUCACUUCUCCAAAUUUUGCAAUGCAGUUCUCCAACAAAUGUUUACAAAAAUGCAUAUAUUAGGGGGAAAUGCACAUAAAAAGGAAUGCGUGAAAACAAUCUACAUAAAUGCAUGCAAAACUGUACAUUAGUCAAAACUGUUUAUGAGAAAUUUAUACUAAAAUGCUGAAGAAUUUCUAAGAGCAUUUUUAUGCAAAUUGCUCCAGAAAUGUGGAGAGCUGAAUUUGAUUGGAAAAAUUAGAAACUGACAACCAAUCCUUCUAUCCCUGGCAGGCAUUGAGCAAUUCCUGAAUAGUAGCCUUCCACAUUUCCAGCCAACAGUGACCACUAUCUAUGCUAGCUAAGGCUGAUGAGAGUUAUAGUCCAAAACAGCUGGAGGGCACCAGGUUCAGAAGUGCUGUGUUAUAUGAUGAUGUUUGAAAGUGGGCUUCAAUUAAAGAGGUCAAUUGUUUAGCCAUGGCAUAAUUUCACACAUGCAUUCUGCUACUGCUGUCAUCAUCACUCUGUUGAUUUGAGCAUGUCUCAAGACAGAGCUCUAUAGCACCCUUAAAAAUUAGGGGUAAUAUCAAGCAAGCUGCGAAGCUAUGGCUUGGAACUGUUCCUAAUGCAAAUGCUGUUCCUGAGGCAUGCAUGACCACUAAGUGGUCCAUCGAUUUAAUUCUUCAAGACUGUCUGCAUUGGGAGGGGGUGGAUGGCCACUUUGCUAUAUGAAGCCAUUUAUGAGGAAUUUCACUGGAAAAAUAUGCCCAUCCCUAAUUCCAUUACCUCUCCCUCUCCACAUUUACUUGUCUACAGAAAUAUUGUGACUGCACAAAGUACACUAGUGUGCCAAUCCUAGGGGAGCACAUCAAUCCUGUGUACCCAACAGUGAAGAUGCCAAACCACCAACUGGGCCUGCCAGGUGACUGUGUCCACCAUGCUGGAUGCCAGACCACCAACUGAGCCCAGGCAGCAAAUGCAGGGUGAAUGUGUUUCCCUGGGGCCCCUCCAUCUGGCAUAUUGCCAAACUCCUGAGUGGUCAGACCAGCUGGCAUGUUAAUCCUGGAACAAAUAUUCAUAGCAUCAGCAUUGCCAGUUUUUUUUUCCAGCGGGCCUGGGGCAGCUGCUCAACACAAAGCAAGCUGUAGGGAUUGAGCCUGGCUCCCACACCCACAGAAGGCUUUUUCACAGAGGCUCAUUCCCAGCCAAAUUUUGCUGGGGAAGAAAGGAGGGUAGCUGAGAAGCUCUUAAAAGAGUCUCUCUUCCACUCAGGGAAUCCCCCCACCCUCAGACUUUCCAGAUGAGCUGCUUUGCAUAUUGUGUACAGCAUGUCACACACAACUUACCCUUGAGUUCAUGAUCUCUGAUUACAACAGCACAUCUUGAGUCCCUUUUCCCUGUACACUACUGAGAGGAGGCUGCUGAAGUUCAAACAGCCAGUUCUAUACAUAUAAGGAGGGGUGCCAUCUUGUCCUUUGCCUCAAGCAACAAAGGGUCUUGGUUUAGCCUUCCCUUUUGUCAGGGCCAGCUUCCCAUCCCAAAAGAGGAUGCUGAGAGAAAUAACUAGACUAGUAACUUCUCACGUACUGUCCCCUCAGAAAUCUGUGCUGUGUUGUUUUCACUAGGAUUUGUAAUUUCAGUCCCACUCAGCCUCUGAACUUGGGUAUAUUCACAAACUAGGCCAUCACCCAUUAUUCUUCCAUUUUUAUUUCUACUGCCUGCCCAUCAUUAUUUUGGAGCCAACAGACUCUCACUGCAGCUGACAGCACGAGAUCCAUAAUUGCUUGACUUCAUAGGAAGAAUACAAACCCUUGGUUUAUGGAGAGCCCUUAUGUGACUUACAACAUGAACAUUUCCCACUUCCUUGCAUUAGACCACAGAGAGGGCUUAACAGUGCAUUUACUUUUGUGCAGGAGUUUGGCGUUAUAUACAAUAAGUAAGUCAGGUAGAAAAUAAUAUCCCCACAUGAUCAACAUUAACAUGAAACUAGUCCUCAAAGCUUAGUAACCUGAACCAUUUCUUUACUGAUCCAGCCCAACUGAGUAAAAACAUCCUUAACCUGGGCUUACACAUUACCAGCUUAAAACACAGCUAGGUCAUUCUUUUUCCCGUUUCGGAUCAAAGCUGGUUUGAGGAAAAAACUCAAAAUGCAGUAUUUCAUAAGAAACAACAGGAUACAUAUAGACUGUAGCCAACAUCAAUCAUGUGCUCACCACUUCCCAAAUCAGUGGUGGGAGUGCACUGGGUGGACAGCAAACAGGAGUGUGCACACAGCCUUUCUGGAAUUGCUUUUGUCACAGAGCAGCCUUUUUAUUGAAAAUCCAUAAACUCUUCAUUUUCAUCUCUGAAAAUGCUGUUAUAAGCAAUUAAAGUUGGACUAAUUUCUUUUCAAAAAAAGAUUGUUCUGUGUCCAAUUAUCUACCCAAAUAAAAUAAUCUCAUAAAAUUGGUACUGUCCAUCAUCAUUCCUCGUCAAUUCCCCCACCUCCCCAAAUUUAUCAGCAGUUCCAGAUUCUUCCUUGGCCCUUGCCUCAUCUUGGGAACACGCAUGUGGAAUUUUGAGUUUUUGCUCUUACAGUGUUCUCCACCAUUCUAGAUUCUUUUGUAAAAUGAAGCUGAAGCAUUCAUGUUCCGACAUCUACACAACAUUCCCAGGUUAAUCAAGUAUUUGUAAAAUACAUAUUUUCUGCUUGUUGACAGAUCCAAAUGGGAGGUCAAUUCCCAUUGAAAUCAAUGGGACUUGGCAGCUAACUUGUUCCAUUAAUUUCAAUGGGAACUAGUUGGUCCAGAUCCAAUGUUUUGAGUUACAUGCUGCAUUUAUUCAGUGUCAAGGUCAAGAGAGAUACUGAAUCCUGCCAUCAUUUUGUUUAGUCAUUAUAACAGAAUUGCAUCAUGAAUGUAGCACUCCACAUUUUCAGUUUCCCUAAACAAUAGAUCAUCUGUGAUAAAGCUAAAAUCAGGGGUGGGGGGAAGGUUCAAGCAGGUUCUUCUGCCUCAAAUUUGAGUUUUAUCUCAACAUUAUUAAUGGAUAUUUGGAUUCAAGGAAAAAAAUUAAGGAUUUAUCAAGUAAAUAUUACUUUUUUCAGCAGUAUUCCUCAAAAUUUAAUUUGAAAUUACACAUCAUGCAGAAAUAUUAAUAAGCCACAGGAAAAACCUAGAACCCACUGCAACUUUGGUGCCUUACUUCAUUGGACCACUAAACCCUUCCCUUCCCUCCCCCCACCGCAGUGUCCAUGCAGACCCUAUUAUUAGUUUUCUCACAGCAACACUGCAGUUCUUGAGUUUAACUUGUAGCAGCACCACUUCCUUACAUCUGCAAUCACAUUGUAAUAAACAGAAUAAAAGCUUUGCAUUAUCUUAGCAGGAAAAUUUGGCAAGAUCUGGCAAUAUAUAGGAAAUUGCAUAUUGAUCCAUGUCUCAUGCAGUCUUACGAUGAUAUGCUCAAUUCUGUAAGAAAAUUGCCAUCCGGUAAAGGUUAAGAUGUCGCACAGCACAAAUGACACAAGAAAUUAUAAUAUUGUUUGUAUGCACAGACGUUUGAGUAAUGUGGAUUGUUACUUCCUCACAUAGCCUACCCCUGCAAAGGGCUAAUCAGCAGGCCGUAAUUAGAUUACUUGUAUAUUGAUUGAGCUCUGCUGCUGUUUUAGUCUCCAACUUGAGCCAGUCUUGGGAGUAGGGGUACCACCUGCACAAUGUAUAGUUUUUAAACCUAUAUUGAGUCACUGUGUUUUAGAUAUUUUUAUGGUAUGUUUGUCAAUCACCUUGAGA